AUGGGUAUAAGAUUUUUAUUGGGUGCUUUUGAAUCUGGUCUUUUCCCCGGUAUCAUAUUUUAUAUUACAAAAUGGUAUAAGAGAUCUGAACGAGGUUAUCGAAUUAGCUUGUUUUUUGCUGGUGCUACAAUUGCUGGAACAUUUAACGGUCUUUUAGCAUUUGCUAUCACAAAAUUAGAUGGUAAAUCUGGUUUAAGUG
Racocetra fulgida is the source of this 199-nucleotide messenger RNA. The record is from the annotation of a GenBank genome assembly. Lineage: Eukaryota; Fungi; Glomeromycota; Glomeromycetes; Diversisporales; Gigasporaceae.